UGUGGCUUGUGCCAUGUUUGAGCCGUGGCUGAAGCUCGCCGCCGCCUCGGUUGUAGCAUAAUCUGCAAGUCAGCAUCAAGUCGAUGUCAUUGAUCAUGACUUGGUGAUUUGUUUAUAAGGAAAAUUUCCCGAGGUAGUCUCAAGUUGUAACCGCCGCCAACACGCCUCUCUUUAUUUUGGAAUCACAAAAGUUUGUUUUUACUUGUCCCGCAAUGAAAGUACGUCAUCGACAGCUCCGAAACACACCCGGAACCGGCGGCACCGGGACCGGGACAGUUGGGUUGCAAACCAAGCCGCCGUCCAAUCUCCGUGUGCUUGGCAUCCGGCCUUUCCGGCCUUCGAAGCACACGGCACGCCGACCCGCCGAUCCUGACUGCGAAUUGGCCAAUGGCGAGGGAUUUGUUGUUGUUGAUUUGGCGGCGGCCUGGGCAACAGGACAACGAAGCAGUGUCCACCCUGCUCGUCCUGCGAUAGGGCCGAGAGAUCAAGAGAUGUGGGUUUCAGUCAGGCAACGUCUGCAGUGGAAAGGGGGGCAACGCCGAGACGAAGGCAGCGCGGUGACGGUGAGUAUGAAGAUGCCGUACGACUCGUGCUGGCACAUGAAGCGUCUGGCUCCGUGUCCGAACUGUUUCGUUAGGUGAAGUAACAGGUGGUUUUGGCAGGCUGUCCGCUGCUCUGGUUUUCAACGACAGUCUCGACCGGACACGGACAAGGCCACUCCUCGAUUCCGAGGUCCGGGGUCUGUCGAGGUGUCGGUGGGGCGCUGAACGUGAGACGAGAGAUGCCAAGCGAUGAUUGGGCCGGCAGAAAAAUUGUCAGCUGGAAAAUGAGACUUCACAUGCAGGAACUGGAAAUGAGCCAAGGUGGUUGAGGCUAGCCUUCUUCGCGGGUUCCCCUUUUGCGCCAGGGCAGUCCAGUCUCUGAAAAUAUUUGGUUUCCCGUGCCCCAGACUUCCACCAUCACCACCUUCCGCAAACCUUCUUUGUCGGCGCAUCCCCCCCCAAGGUAAUCAGCUUAAUCGUUCCUGCUGCUUGGGUGUCGCGACGUUUCUUCUUUUCUCUUCUUCUCUUUGGGUUGUUUGCUGCCGCUGAACCGGCAUUUCCCUUCUCUUGUUCCCUUCCGCGUGUUCCGAGCAAAAACGUGACAGGAGAACUUACGAUAGAUUUAAUCGCGUUUUGUCUUCACAAUGGCUUCGAUUCUCGACCAGCUGCCGGUCCCAACGUUGGACCGGCCAUUCGGCAUCCACCUCUGGCCCAUCUUCAACAAGGCCUUCGAGAAGGUUGUUGGCUACCCUGCCGAUGACUUCCGCUUCCAGCCUGGUCAGACUCCCAUGUCUACCCUGAAGGAAACGAGCAUCUUCAUCGUCAUAUACUAUGCCAUCAUCUUUGGUGGCCGAGAGUACAUGCGCAGCCGCGAGCCCUUCAAGCUCCGGACGCUCUUCCUAAUCCACAACUUUUACCUGACCGCCAUUUCCGGCAUCCUCCUCGCUCUCUUCAUCGAGCAGAUGCUUCCCACUGUUGUUCGCAAGGGUCUCUUCUUUGCCAUCUGCGAUGCUGAUGGCGGCUGGACUCAGCCCAUGGUUGUCCUCUACUACUUGAACUACCUCACCAAGUACCUCGAGCUGUUGGAUACCUGUUUCCUGUUCCUCAAGAAGAAGCCUCUCACCUUCCUUCACUGCUACCACCACGGCGCCACAGCUCUCCUCUGCUACACCCAGCUCAUCGGUUCCACUGCCGUCUCAUGGGUUGUCAUCUGCCUCAACCUCCUCGUCCACGUCGUCAUGUACUGGUACUACUUCCAGAGCGCGCGUGGCGUCAAGAUCUGGUGGAAGGAGUGGAUCACCCGUCUCCAGAUUAUCCAGUUCGUCAUUGAUCUUGGCUUCGUCUACUUCGCGUCGUACACUUACUUCACUUCGGCUUACUGGCCCUGGAUGCCCUCCGCCGGCAAGUGCGCGGGUGAGGAGUUUGCUGCCUUCUCCGGUAUCGGUAUUCUCAGCUCUUACCUCUUUCUCUUCAUCUCGUUCUACUUCGCCACCUACAAGAAGGAUGGGAAGCGCCCCACUGGCCGCAAGGCUGUCCGCAGAAUGUCCCAGGCUCCUCUUCCCGACCCGAGCACCAUCAUUCACGGCAAGGACGUCAAGGCCACUGGUGUCAAGACCAAUGGCACUUCUACUCGCUCCCGCAAGGCCUAAAUCAGCUUGGUUGGGGAGGCUGUGUUGGUGUGAACGCAUCCUUCCCGAUCCAUGCUAUGGAAGCUUCUGCCGAGUUUCUGAGUCUCAGUUAGUCUCACCAACGACUGAGCAUAGACGAAGGAAAAGUGCAGCACUCGAGAGUUCCGGCGCAUUCUUUUCCGCGCUUGGGACUCGGGGCAUUAAUCCCCUCAAUAAAACAUAAUAAUGACAUCUCGGUAUUUAUCUACGGAGUUAUACGCGGGGAAAAAUACACAUUGCAUCACGAAUUCGGGGCUACUCAUGAUUACUCGCCCUGGGGAGAAUACACGGGCAGUGGGCAAAGUGGCUGAAUGGGCGGCCAUGGCGGCCAAGGGCUGUGUAGCUUUUCUAAUGGGCAAGGCGGGUUGGGCGGUAUGGUAUGUCAAGACGACGGACGCAUGGCUUUUAUGGGAUUGGCAUCAAUGAGCGACGACGCCGGAGCUGCCAGGUCAUCUUGGGAUGCGGUUGGGUUUUUUUUUAGAAGGGGGGGCGAGCCGGGGUUUUUUUUUUGCUUGCCACAUUCGGAGUUGAUAAAAAAACAACAAGCCGGAGUCUGUUUCGGGGGGGGAGGGAGUGCAUUCAUUGUUUCAGCUUUUUGAAAUUUUUCUUUUCGCACGCUGUAUAUUGUUGCCCUGUACUAAACUUGUGGGCUCGUCGCCGGUUGGGCCGAGUGCCAGCUAUACACAGUCUUAAUAUUACUUGAUGAAAAGGCAAA
This is a messenger RNA of Podospora bellae-mahoneyi, 2924 nucleotides long. RefSeq names its product Fatty acyl-CoA elongase/Polyunsaturated fatty acid specific elongation enzyme (gene ELO2). Gene Ontology annotation, molecular function: fatty acid elongase activity. Bases 1187 to 2191 code for a protein of 334 amino acids. NCBI's taxonomy places the organism in Eukaryota, Fungi, Ascomycota, Sordariomycetes, Sordariales, Podosporaceae. The record is from RefSeq and is a predicted model, not a curated record. The transcript is spliced from 4 exons. Gene Ontology annotation, biological process: sphingolipid biosynthetic process; very long-chain fatty acid biosynthetic process; fatty acid elongation, polyunsaturated fatty acid. Gene Ontology annotation, cellular component: endoplasmic reticulum membrane.